UUCAGAACAUGGCGGAUAACCUCACAACUUCUCAGCUCAAAAAGCUGAAAGUUGCUGAGCUCAAAAACAUUUUGUCGUCUCUAAAUCUUUCUACCACAGGUAAAAAGGAUGAUCUGAUUGCUCGCAUUUCUCAACACUACGACGAGACAAUGCCUAAACAAGAAAAGGAGUUUCAAGAACCAGAAGAAGCAGAGCAAGAGAUGGCAAUGGCGGAAGAAGAGGAGACGAAGUCAGUGGACAAGGAGCCAGAGACACCAAUGGAAGUUGACAACGAAGACCAGUCAGCUGUCGCUAUGUCUGACUCACCUUCACCACAAGUACCCGUCGAACAAGUGGCACCAGUGAUAACUGGCUCAGUUGAAACGUUGGACACGACUGCCAGUGUAGACUCUCGACCUUCAAUGGAAGUGGCUGAUCAAGUCGAUGCCCAACUGCCUGCAGUACCAGUGAAGGAGAUCAGUGAAAGUGGAUCAGACGCGGCUGGUGACACAGCUGCAAUUAUAAAACCUCAACUUGUAUCAGAAGUGGCUGGUCAAGUUGAGGACGAACCGCCUCUAGCAUCAGUGAACGAAGCAAGUGACGGUAGAUCAGUUGAAGCUGUAGACUCGGUUGAAGUCAUGAAUCCUCCACCUUUAGUGGACGUACCUUUAGUGGACGUACCUUUAGUGGACGUCACUCCUCAAGUAGAUGUCACUCCUCAAGUAGAUGUCACUCCUCAAGUAGAUGUCCAACCACCUGCAGCGUUAGCGAGUGAAGCUACAGGUAAUGAAGUUGGAUCUGUUGAAAGUGUAGACACGGCAACAGCGAGAGGAUUUCAACCAUCAUUGGUAGAGAGUGGUAAAGUUGAUGAUCGACCACCUGCAGCAUCACUAAACGAAGUGAGACAAGUUGAUGUAGAUGGAACUGUAGACACAGCUACAGUCGUGAAACCCCAACCUUUAUUGGGAGUGACCAGUGAAGUCAAGGAGCAACCACUUACAACACCAAUGAAGGACAUUGAAUCAGUUACGGUAUCUUCAUUCGUAUCACACCAUCCGGUUCGUUCUCUUGCACAGCGUGAAUUGCCACGAGCUGUACCUGUAGCUCCUACUGGAAUAAUGGAGACAUCAGACUCUGGUGUUGGUAGUGAAGACCAGCAACGAUCUCCUCGUAAACCAAGAACCUCUGUAGCUGCUUCUGUAUCAGCUACUGUGACUGGUCAACAAGUGCAGACUGCGAAAGAGAAGAAGCGUAAGAAGAAGAAACGAAGACGAGUUAGGAUGCAACAACAGGAGCGACGAAAUGAUGAAGAAGAAAGAGCACCACAAAAUGAUGUAGAAAUCGAAUACAUACAAGAGGACGUUCGGUUUGAUGUAACCAAUCCAAACUACGCAGCCUUUCAACAAAUUUUUGAAGCAUUCAAGAUCUCUGAACCAGAGAAGGAUGUAACCCAAGAGCAAGAGCUUGAAAACAAAGCAAAGGAGAAGGGACAAAAAAGUGACUCUUCAGAUGACGAGGACUUUGAUGGCAAGAAGCAGGAUGAAAAUAAAAAGUCAAAGAAAAAGUUAAGGAAAGAAUUAAGAAUGAGCAUCGCCACUUUGAAACAGCAAGUCAUACGGCCUGAUUUGGUGGAAAUGCAUGAUGUCACAGCGCAUGAUCCAGUUCUUCUUCUGCAUCUCAAGGCCACUCGUAACACUGUGGCCGUUCCUCGUCAUUGGUGUUUCAAGAGAAAGUAUCUUGCAGGCAAGCGUGGGUUUGUAAAGCCUGCUUUUGAGCUGCCUGACUUCAUUCGAAGAACAGGUAUCAUGGAGAUGCGGGAGGCUUUGCAAGAAAAGGAAGAGCAGAAAACCCUGAAAGCUAAAACUAGAGAAAGAGUUCGUCCUAAAAUGGGUAAAAUUGAUAUUGACUACCAGAAGCUUCAUGAUGCAUUCUUCAGAUGGCAAACAAAACCCAAAAUGACUAUUCAUGGUGAACUUUAUUAUGAGGGGAAGGAGUUUGAAACAAGACUGAAAGAGAAGAAGCCGGGUGAUUUGUCUGAUGAUUUGAAGACUGCAUUGGGCAUGCCAACUGGAGCGGGCUCUGAGAAGAUUCCGCCCCCAUGGUUGAUUGCUAUGCAGCGUUAUGGUCCUCCUCCUUCGUAUCCUAAUCUAAAGAUUCGAGGAUUAAAUGCUCCAAUUCCAGAAGGUUGCUCAUUCGGUUAUCAUCCUGGUGGAUGGGGAAAACCUCCAGUUGAUGAACAGGGUCGACCACUGUAUGGAGAUGUUUUUGGAACAGACGUCGAUUGUGGCUUUGUACUGAAUCAAGACGAGACUGUUGAUAAGACACUGUGGGGUGAGAUGGAGUCAGAGUCUGAAGAAGAGGAGGAAGAGGAAGAGGAAGAAGAGGAGGAGGGAGAAGGUGAUGGUGCACAUGAUGAAGACGGUCUAAUGACUCCAUCUGAAGGCUUAGCAACUCCAAGUGGCGUCACAUCAAUUCCUGUUGGAGUCGAAACACCAGACAUAAUUGAACUCAGGAAGAAAACUAUCGAAGAGGCAAUGGAGCAAGGUGUCGAGACUCCGGCUUUGUACACUGUUGUACCCGAGAAGAGAGCAGCUGUUGGUGGAGCGAUGCUCGGCUCUUCUCAUGUCUAUGACCUGCAAACGGCUGCCGGAGGCGCGCAGAGCAAGAAGGACAAGUCGGGUACUGAAGGAAUCGACGUUUCGCUCGACCCGAGCGAGUUAGAGUUGGACCAGGCCGCGAUAUCCGCCAAGUACGAACAACGGUUGCGAGAGCAGGGUGGUGAAAGGGAGGACUUGAGUGACAUGGUGGCCGAACACGCAGCCAAACAAAGCAAAAAGCGGAAGAGAACGACGGCGGACGAGACGAAAACGAGCAAGAAAUACAAAGAAUUCAAGUUCUAAGCCUGACAGUUAGUUGUGUGUUUGAACUAGACUGUAGCAUAUUGUGUAUUGACGUUUUGCUUUGUGUGGAUAACACCGCAUGCUCGGAACAAUGUCGAGUGAUACACCGCGGUGAGACUAGCCUUCCGGCAUUGCGAGUCAGUCAACACUGC
Corticium candelabrum is the source of this 3031-nucleotide messenger RNA. Its product is annotated as splicing factor 3B subunit 2-like. Gene Ontology annotation, cellular component: nucleus; U12-type spliceosomal complex. The record is from RefSeq and is a predicted model, not a curated record. Bases 9 to 2879 code for a protein of 956 amino acids. The transcript has 24 exons. NCBI's taxonomy places the organism in Eukaryota, Metazoa, Porifera, Homoscleromorpha, Homosclerophorida, Plakinidae.